Tachysurus vachellii is the source of this 987-nucleotide messenger RNA. Its product is annotated as radial spoke head protein 3 homolog. The transcript has 7 exons. The coding region runs from base 1 to 987 and encodes 328 amino acids. NCBI's taxonomy places the organism in Eukaryota, Metazoa, Chordata, Actinopteri, Siluriformes, Bagridae. The record is from RefSeq and is a predicted model, not a curated record. Gene Ontology annotation, cellular component: cilium.
AUGUUAACAGUGUCCAUAAGCGCCAUCGGCUUCUCUGGGCUCAGAGGCAUCGGGGAUGGACCGUCAUACAGUAGAAACGUGUACUGUGGUCAGAUGAAUCAGUAUUUCAGGUAUUUUUGGGGAGAAAUGGACACCGUGUGCACCGGACCAAAGAAGAAAAGGAUUAUCCAGAUCCUUACCAGCAACAAGUCCAAAAGCCAGGGUCUGUCAUGGUAUGAGGUUGUGUCAGUGCCCUUGGCAAAGACAGCUCAGCCGGACCCAGUCGAGAUCCAACGGCAGCAAGAAGCAAUGCAACGAGCUGCAGUAAGAAAGGGCACAAAGUUUCAGAGAAUGAAUUCAGGCAACCUCGCGGAGAGAAAGCAUGUGGAUGUUCAGACUGAAUUAUACUUGGAGGAGCUGAGUGAUCAUAUUGAGGAUGCCAGUGUGGAAUGCCAGACAGAUGCAUUUCUGGACAAGCCAGCAAAGACGCAGCGACACAGAUUAAAGAUGGAGAGAAGAGACAACUUUCUGUUUGACUUUGAUCUGGAGGUUGAGCCAGUGUUGCAGGUGUUGGUAGGAAAGACCAUAGAGCAAGCUUUGCUAGAAGUACUGGAGGAAGAAGAGCUGGCUGGGUUGAGGGCUCAACAGCUUGCAUUCCAGGAGUUGCGUAAUGCUGAAUUGGUGGAAGUUCAACGACUGGAGGAGCAGGAGAGGCGCCACAAAGAGGAGAAGGCCCGGAGGAUUAAGCAGCAAAGGAUGGUGUUGAAGAAAGAAAGAGAAACAGCUGAGAAAAUUGCUACUAGAACAUUUACCCAGCAAUAUCUUGCUGACCUGCUUCCCUCAGUCUAUUCAAAAUUGAGAGACAAUGGAUAUUUCUAUGACCCAGUGCAGAGAGAUAUAGAAACUGGAUUCCUUCCCUGGCUGGUGGCAGAAGUCAACAACACUCUGGAAAAGCAACAAGCCCUUAACGUGACAAACUCUCAAACUAACCAACAAAGUUUAUCCUAA